This is a messenger RNA of Selaginella moellendorffii, 3665 nucleotides long. Its product is annotated as pentatricopeptide repeat-containing protein At3g49170, chloroplastic. The transcript has 3 exons. Gene Ontology annotation, molecular function: RNA binding; protein binding; zinc ion binding. NCBI's taxonomy places the organism in Eukaryota, Viridiplantae, Streptophyta, Lycopodiopsida, Selaginellales, Selaginellaceae. Bases 731 to 3610 code for a protein of 959 amino acids. The record is from RefSeq and is a predicted model, not a curated record. Gene Ontology annotation, biological process: RNA modification.
GCGAUGGCGGCGUGCGCUCCUACUACGGUCGGGCAGCUAUCUUCCAGGCUCGUGUCGCGCGCUCCAGCGCAAUUCCCCGGCUACAUUCUUCUCAGGCCAGUGGUUUUCAGAUCGCGAGUCGCGAGAGCGGCAGCGGUGCGCGCGGCGAUCGAGCAUUUCGACGAUGCCGGGGUUGGAUUGCAGGGAUCGGUGUGCUUUGCUGCUCCGGAGGGCCUGGAGAGCCCACAGGAGGAUCUCUCGUCGUGCCCGGCGAGAGGGAGCGUGGGUGUCGUCGAGGCGAUGACCGGCAAGACGAUCGACCUCAACUCCGGGGAGGUCAUCGAUGCGGGGAUUGGCGGCGACGGGGAUAUUGGGCAGCGCGGCGGCGGCGAUGGCAGGGGAGGUGGCGGCGGAGGGGAUGAUUCCAGCGAUGGAAUGGCGAAGAAGCAAUCGGGGGCUCUCUCGAUGUCACAGAAGCUGACAUUGGUCUACGCAGCUCUCGUGGGAGUUGGAGGAUUGAUAGGAUUUCUCAAGACCGGCAGCGCGAAAUCCCUCUUCUCCGGAGGGAUCUCUGCGCUGACACUCCUCACUGUCUACUCACAGCUCCCUCUCAACCCGGUUGGCGCUUCUUCUCUCGGUGUUGGUAUAUCGCUGCUGCUCCUGUUCGCCAUGGGCUCGAGAUUCAGAAACUCGGGGAAGUUCUUCCCCGCGGGAUUGGUAUCGAUCGUCUCGUUGAUAAUGUCCGGCGGAUAUGUUCAUGGAAUUCUACGUUCCAAGCACUGAAGAUGAAAAAGAGCUCUCCCCUGUUUCUAGGGUUAGGCUUUCCCCUGUUUUAGGGUUAGGGUUUUGCGAUCUGUUUUUAGGGCUCAUGGCAGUGGCAUUGGUGUGUUCUUGGCCGGGGCCGAGGAGCACGAAGGAUCACGACGACUACAUUCCAAUCGAGACGCUCGCGGGUCUCUUGCGGCGAUGCAUCGGCGACGCGGAUCUCGCGCAGGGCAGGCAAUUGCACCGGCAGAUCGUCAAGCAGGGCCUGGCGCGCAACGAUUUGCUCGGGAACUACCUCGUCCAGAUGUACUCCAAGUGCCGCAGCCUCGACGACGCCAAUGCCGCCUUCUCGGCGCUCAGAUCGCGAGGGAUCGCGACGUGGAACACGCUCAUCGCCGCGCAAUCCUCCCCCGCCGCGGUGUUCGAUCUCUACACCCGGAUGAAGCUCGAGGAGAGGGCGGAGAAUCGGCCCAACAAGCUGACGAUCAUCGCGGUCCUGGGCGCCAUCGCUAGCGGCGAUCCUUCUUCCUCGUCUUCCUCGCGCGCUCCAUCGAUCGCACAAGCGAGGAUCGUCCACGACGACAUCCGCGGCAGCGAUCUGGAGCGCGAUCUCUUCGUCGCCACCGCGCUGCUGGAUGCCUAUGGCAAAUGCGGCUGCGUGGAGAGCGCGCUGGAGGUGUUCUCGCGGAUCCAGGUACCGGAUCUCAUCUGCUGGAACGCGGCGAUCAUGGCGUGCGCCGGGAACGACGAGCGCCCGGAUCGCGCGCUCCUGCUCGUCCGCCGGAUGUGGCUCGAGGGGCUGCUGCCCAACCGCGCCAGCUUCGUGGCGAUCCUCAGCUCCUGCGGGGAUCACUCGUCCCUGCCGCUGGCACGGUCGAUCCACGCCAGAGUCGAGGAAUUAGGGUUCUUGGGCGACGUGGUUGUGGCCACCGCGCUCGUCACGAUGUAUGGGCGGUGUGGCAGCGUCGAUGAAUCGAUUGCGGUGUUUGAGGCGAUGGCUGUGAGGAAUCACGUCUCGUGGAAUGCGAUGAUCGCAGCAUUUGCCCAGUGUGGGCAUCGCAGCGCGGCAUUUGCGAUCUACUGGCGGAUGCAGCAAGAGGGAUUCCGGCCAAAUAAGAUCACCUUCGUCACAGCGCUCAAGGCCGCGUGUUCUUCCUCUUCGCAGGAUCUUGGAGAGAGCGCGGCGCUCCAUGGAUGGAUCGCCUGCGCUGGACUGGAGGGCGAUGUGAUGGUGGGCACUGCGCUGGUGACCAUGUAUGGCUCCACCGGCGCGAUCGAUCGCGCGAGGGCGGCGUUUGAUGCCAUCCCCGCCAAGAACAUUGUGUCUUGGAACGCGAUGCUCACGGCCUAUGGCGACAAUGGCCGGGCGAGAGAGGCGAUGGAGCUCUUCGCGGCCAUGAAGAGGCAAUCGCUCGCUCCAAACAAGGUGAGCUAUCUCGCGGUGCUUGGAUGCUGCGAGGAUGUGAGCGAGGCGCGAUCCAUCCACGCCGAGGUUGUGGGGAAUGGGCUCUUCGCGCAGGAGUCCUCCAUAGCAAACGGGGUGGUGAGGAUGUUUGCUCGCUCCGGCAGCCUCGAGGAGGCCGUGGCCGCGUUCGAUGCGACCGUGGUGAAAGAUAGCGUCUCUUGGAACACAAAGGUGGCGGCGCUGAGCGCUCGCGAGGAUCUCCACGGCGCGAUCACGGCCUUCUACACGAUGCAGCACGAAGGAUUCAGGCCGGACAAGUUCACGCUGGUGAGUGUGGUGGAUGUCUGCGCAGAUCUGGGCACGCUGGAGCUUGGGCGAUCGAUCCAGCAGCAGCUCUCGGCGGCGAUCGAGGUCGAGCGCGACGUGGUGGUGGCGAGCGCGGUGAUGAACAUGGUGGCGAAGUGUGGGUCAUCCGUGGACGAGUGCGAGCGAUUGUUCGCGCGAAUGCCCGACGAUAGAAAGGAUCUGGUGGCAUGGAACACGAUGAUCGCGGCGUACGCGCAGCACGGCCAUGGCCGGAAGGCGCUCAAGCUCUUCCGGAUCAUGCAGCAGCGAUCGUCGGUGAGACCCGACUCGUCAACUUUCGUGAGCGUUCUAUCCGGGUGUAGCCACGCCGGGCUGGUCGAGGAUGGAAUCCACUGCUUCUUCCUGGCCAGGGAAGUGCUCGGGAUCGAGCAGCAACCCGUGGAGCACUACGCCUGCCUGGUAGAUGUUCUUGGCCGGAUGGGCUACCUCCGCGAGGCCGAGGAUUUCAUCCGCAAGAUGCCGCUUCCAGCAGAUUCCGUGGUGUGGACGUCGCUGCUGGGUGCUUGCAGCAGCUAUGGCGAUCUCGAGGGCGGCGAGCGAGCGGCGCGGGCGUUUAUCGAGCUGUACCGGAGCGAUUCAGUCGGGUACGUGGUGCUGUCCAACAUCUACGCCGCUGCUGGGCGAUGGGAGGAUUCGAUCAGAGUGAGGGAGGACAUGGCGGAGAGGCGAGUGAAAAAGAGGGUCCCAGGGAAGAGCUCCAUCGUCGUCAAGAACAGGGUGCACGAGUUCUUCGCCAGGGAUCGCAGCCACCCCCAGAGUGAUGCGAUCUACGCGGAGCUGGAGAGGUUGAAGGGAUUGAUCCGGGAGGCUGGGUACGUCCCGGACACGAGGUUGGUUCUUCACGACGUGGAAGAGGAGCAGAAGGAGCAGCUGCUGUGGUAUCACAGCGAGAAGCUGGCGAUCGCGUUUGGAUUGAUCAGUGUUCCUCACCGGCAUAGCAUCCGCGUGAUCAAGAACUUGCGGGUUUGCAAGGAUUGCCACACCGCGACUAAGUUUAUCGCACGGGUGACGCAAAGAGAGAUCGCGGUGAGGGAUUGCAAUCGGUUCCACCACUUUGGCAAGGAUGGCGAGUGUUCGUGUGGAGAUUACUGGUAAUAUCAUAUUAUUUGAAAACCAAAAAAUUAUUAUUUUUUCCUUUUUGUCUCUUUUU